This is a messenger RNA of Gamsiella multidivaricata, 767 nucleotides long. RefSeq names its product ricin B lectin domain-containing protein. Bases 167 to 580 code for a protein of 137 amino acids. The record is from RefSeq and is a predicted model, not a curated record. The transcript is spliced from 3 exons. NCBI's taxonomy places the organism in Eukaryota, Fungi, Mortierellomycota, Mortierellomycetes, Mortierellales, Mortierellaceae.
UCGAGAUGGGGAACGCACCUGGUAUAAAAAAGACAUAAACUCGAACAACCACUGCAUCACUUAACCGACAUUUUUCCAAAACAUCGCACGAAACCUUGCAAGGACCCUUGCAGCGCCCUCACAGGGAGUCAUCCUCACUUAUUCCAAACCACCUACACUGUUCAUCAUGAGAGACAGCUUCCCUGAAAACGUCGACUUCUACAUCGGCCUCCGCGAUACUGACCUCGUUCUUGACGCGUCAAACAGUAGCACCGAACCAGGUUCUGAAAUUAUUCUUUGGAACAAAAGAGAGGAGGACAAUGAGAACCAGAAGUGGAUCUAUGACGACAAGCAGAUUCGCAACAAGAAGACCGGUCUCGUCCUGACAGCUCCCCAACUCUCUCGCAACGUUGCUGUUGACCAGCAGCAUCCCACCGGCGCCGAGACCCAGAGAUUCGAGUACUACGAUUACACCAUCUCAGCAGAGGCCAAUGAGGACCUUGUCCUUGGCAUCCUUGGAGCAAAAUCUGAGGGUGCUCGCGUCGCCUUGGUGCCUCGUGACAACGACUCCGACUUGCAGCAAUGGACGAUCAUCGCCUAAAUGCGCGAUUACCCGUCGUACAGCGCAGGCUCUCAAAGUCAAGUGCCCGGAAUAAAAAAAUAUCAUCUUUUGUCAGUAAAAAAAAAAAAAAAUCGUACUUUGCUCCAACGGAGUGGAAACAAAAAUGUUGAAAUACUGAUCCAAAAUCAAACUGCGCAAUGAAUGCACAAUCAAAAAUGUCGUGGAU